Paramuricea clavata is the source of this 444-nucleotide messenger RNA. The record is from the annotation of a GenBank genome assembly. NCBI's taxonomy places the organism in Eukaryota, Metazoa, Cnidaria, Anthozoa, Malacalcyonacea, Plexauridae.
AUGAACAACUCACUUAAAUGGUACGGUGCAACAGGUCACUUGCUUGAUUGGUUCACUGAUUAUCUUGCGAACCGAUCUCAAAGGGCUGUGAUUGACGGCGUAGCUUCUCAGUACCUACCAGUUACUUCUGGCGUGCCCCAAGGGAGCAUCAUUGGUCCUCUGCUAUUUGUCUUUUUUAUAAAUGACCUACCAGAAUUUAUUCCGAAUCAGUCAAAAACCGCUCUUUUCGCUGAUGAUACCAAGUUAUACAGAUCGAUUUCAUCCAUAAGCGACUACGAAAGCCUGCAGCGUGACAUUUCUAGUUUAAAUUAUUGGAGUCAGAAUUCAAAUAUGAAAUUUAACACUUUAAAAUGUAAAGUUCUCGCAAUCACACGUAAAAAACGGAUUAUCAUUUGGGCGAUGCAAAUCUACAAUGAGUUCAACAAGAAAAAGACCUCGGUAUAA